AUGGCUAGUUUUUCAAGGUCCUUGUGUUUUUCACUUGUCCUUUUUAUCAUCUUCUUGAGCUUCUCAGAAGCCAGAGACCACUUGAUCGGUGGCAAAUCCGAUGCGUGGAAAGUCCCUUCUUCUGAAUCUGAUUCUCUCAAUCACUGGGCAGAAAAAACUCGAUUCCAAGUCGGCGAUUCUUUAGCGUGGAAAUUUGAUGGGUCCAAGGAUUCAGUGCUGCAAGUGGCCAGAGGAGACUACGUUACAUGUAACAUAUCGAGUCCAAUUGAAACUUACACCGAUGGCAAUACGAAGGUGAAGCUCGAGCGGUCGGGGCCGUACUACUUCAUUAGUGGAGCGAAGGGGCACUGCGAGAAGGGUCAAAAGGUGAUUGUGGUGGUGAUGUCUGAGAAGCACCGCCGCUUCAUUGGAGUUUCUCCGUCGCCUUCUCCAGCAGAGGUUGAGGGUCCGGCGGUUGCUCCCACAAGCAAUGCUGCAAACUUGAAGGGGAGCUUUUUGGUGGCACUGGGAGUUCUUGUGGGAUUUCUUCUGAUGUGA
Messenger RNA from Fraxinus pennsylvanica, 537 nucleotides. The record is from the annotation of a GenBank genome assembly. Lineage: Eukaryota; Viridiplantae; Streptophyta; Magnoliopsida; Lamiales; Oleaceae.